UGUUAGUACUGUUCAUUUGUAUCGGGACAUCAAACCCGGAGAACGCUACAUCUCGCCGCCACUCUCCGCCGAAAUAUGAGAGGUUGCCGGAGCCGGUCAAGGCUGUGUCGUGAAACGCCGACCUUCCGAGCACGUGAACCAUGUGGAGCUCGACCAUGUGCUUGCCGCCCAGGAUCUUCAAGAUCGUGGUUUUCCCCGCGCCGUUGGAUCCGAUGAGGAGGCAUUGGUCACCGGCGUUGAGGGUGAGAUUGAAGUCCUCGAUCAGCGGCUUAGAUCCCGGCAGCGGGUGGCUGUUAAUUCCUGGGUGGGUGAAUUUUAAGCCAUUGAUCUCGAUCGAUGGCUCGGAGUUUAGCUUCACACCCGUUGGCGAUGAAUUUUUAGGGAGAGGGAGAUGAGAUUAGGAGGGAGCAAGUGUGUGUGCCGACAUGAAAGAGUCGUUAAAGCUUUCGGCGAUGGACGAGUUUGGUUGUCGACUCAGUGGAGGAGGCGUGGAUAGUUCCCAGUCACAAACUCGGAACUCGGAAGCUACGAACUCGGUAGUUUGCCAUGUCAUCCACUGACAAGCAGAAACGUUGCUGCUACUCACACAGGCAAAUAAGGCGCCAACUAACUUGGAGGCUCCGGAUCCGGUCACGGGGUUCGGGUCGGACCCAACUUCUACGUCACGAGUCCUCUCUCCAAUACUCAUGAAUCUGGACUGAAGGUGUUUUUCUUGGAUUCCGAAAUAGUCCUUGGAAAUGGCAGCAAUUUACAGUCUCUACAUCAUCAACAAAUCAGGCGGCUUGAUCUACUACAAUGAUUACGGAUCGGCGGGAAGGAUGGACACGAACGAUACCUUGAGGGUUGCCAGCUUGUGGCACUCGAUGCACGCCAUUUCUCAGCAGCUGUCGCCGGUAUCGGGCUGUUUCGGAAUCGAACUCCUUCAAGCUGACACCUUCGAUCUUAAUUGCUUCCAAUCACUCACUGGGACAAAGUUCUUUGUUGUCUCUGAGCCUGGGACACAGCACAUGGAAGGUCUCUUGAAACACAUCUAUGAGUUGUACACGGAUUACGUCUUGAAGAAUCCCUUCUACGAGAUGGAGAUGCCUAUACGAUGCGAGCUCUGCGAUAUCAACUUAACACAGGCUGUACAGAAGGAUCGUGUCGCAUUGUUGGCCCGAUGAUCUGCCGGAGAAUUUGUAUGGUAUCUGUAGUUUACAAUCAAUAUCUUUAGUAUGGUUUGAGCUUACCUCGACUUUGGUGUUCAUAAACAAUCAGAUAUGGGCAUUGACUAA
Pyrus x bretschneideri (Chinese white pear) is the source of this 1274-nucleotide messenger RNA. RefSeq names its product trafficking protein particle complex subunit 4-like. Gene Ontology annotation, cellular component: TRAPP complex. The record is from RefSeq and is a predicted model, not a curated record. NCBI's taxonomy places the organism in Eukaryota, Viridiplantae, Streptophyta, Magnoliopsida, Rosales, Rosaceae. Gene Ontology annotation, biological process: endoplasmic reticulum to Golgi vesicle-mediated transport. The transcript is spliced from 3 exons. Bases 738 to 1163 code for a protein of 141 amino acids.